Molecule: messenger RNA, 9112 nt
Organism: Limanda limanda (common dab)
Lineage: Eukaryota; Metazoa; Chordata; Actinopteri; Pleuronectiformes; Pleuronectidae
Gene: cenpf
Product: centromere protein F
Exons: 38
Coding region: 31-8463 (2810 amino acids)
Biological process (GO): regulation of G2/M transition of mitotic cell cycle; mitotic cell cycle; metaphase chromosome alignment
Cellular component (GO): nucleus; chromosome, centromeric region; spindle pole
Molecular function (GO): microtubule binding; protein homodimerization activity; transcription factor binding
Source: RefSeq, a predicted model, not a curated record
GAGCGUCGCGCCCAAAUCAGGUUGCAAACCAUGAGCUGGGCAGUGGAGGAGUGGAAGGAUGGACUUCCAGGGAAAGCCCUGCAGAAGAUCCGGGAGCUGGAAGUCCAGCUGGAUAAACUGAAGAAGGAAAGGAGUCAGAAACAGUUUCAACUGGACUCAUUAGAAGCUGCCCUGCAAAAGCAGAAGCAAAAGGUGGACAGUGAACGUACAGAGACCUCUGCUUUGAAAAGAGAGAACCAGGGUUUAGUAGAGUCACUUGACUCUCUGGAGAAAGCCCGUCACAAGGUGGUCCAUGACUUCGGAAUCAAAGAGCAGCAGGUCAGCUACCUGGAGGGUCAGCUUAUUUCCUCCAGAAAGACCAUCGAGCGACUGGAGCAGGAGCUCAAGAAGUUCAAAAAUGAACUGGAUCGUUCUCAACCCGCUGGUUCUUCCUCUAUGUCAUCAUCAUCCUCUGAGCUGCAUCCCUACACUACUCCACAGAAAAGUUUCUCUACCCCAGCUCCUGUCCCGGCUUACAGACAGCAGGAUAUUAGGCUGGAGGAGCUUCAAGAGAAAUACAACCAAGAGGUAGAAGAAAGGAAAAGACUGGAGAAUGAACUCAAAGUCAUGCAGGUCAAAUUGUUAAAUCAGUCUUCAGUCGGCGUAAGUCACAAGGAGAUUGCUGCCCGCCAAACUGGAUCUUCCAUAUUCCCAUGGCAAGAUCAGGGCCACGGCCGACAGUCUCAGGAUCUAAUGGAAACGCCUCUGAAGAGGCGAGCUGCAUCUCUGUGGGACGCCCUUGAGGAGACACCUAUCAAAUCCUGCCAGAGAGUGAGCUCUUCCAUAGCAGUGCAGAGUCCCAGUCGAUCCUCACAACAGAUGGAGCAGCUGAAGACGCUCAACCAAGAGCUGCGUGGCCGUGUGUCCGAGCUGGAGAGGAAUCUGUCCAAUCAGGAGAAGGAAAUUCGUGGCCAGGCUUCCAAACUGCAGGAACUACAAACUCAACUGAACCAGGCCCGCAAAGACCUGACUGAACGGGACAGAGACCUGGCCAAGACUAGUCAAGAGCUGAGUCAAUCCAAAGACAGACAACAGCAGCUGGAGACCAAGUGUUGCUCAGUUGAGCAGAAGCUGAAACAAGUCACGGAGGAGAUGGGCUGUCAGAGGCACAACGCUGAAAGCUGCAGACGUGCCCUGGAGCAGAAACUCAAGGACCAAGAACGGGACAGUCAGAAGGAGCUUGCCCAGCUCCAGAAUUCACACACAGCUUUGGAUCAGCAGCUGAACCAGACCAGAACCAAGCUCACACAAGAGAACCAACAGUCCAAAAAAGACUACAACAUACUGCAGGCUGAUUUGGAGAAGAUGUGCUUACAGAAGAGUCAGAUGGAGAAGGGGGUGGAGGAGCAGAAACAGAAACUGCUGCGGUCGGAGCAGAGCCUCCAGGUCAUUCAGACCAAAGAACAGGACAUCCGCAAGAACAUGGAGGAGCUGCAGAGAGAGAAGAACAGUUUGACUGUCCAGUUGGACCAAAGCAGCAGGCGUCUGUCUCAGCUGGAGGAAGAGAAGAAGAGUGGAGACCAGAGCAUCAAACGCAUCCAGGGACAACUAGAUGACCUCAAAGCGAAAUCAGAAGGACAGUUAGAAGAGCGGAAGAGACUCGAGACAAAACUGGAGCAGCAGACUCAGUCUUCAACCCGUGAUCUGGAAAACUCGAAGAAAACUCUUUCUGAUGCAGAAACCAAAAAUGACAGACUUCAGAAUGAACUGCAGGAACAGAAACAAGAGGCUGAGAAACUGACCAACAGGUUGACAGUCGUGGAGAAGGAGAGCCAAGACCUGAAAUCCAAUCUCUCUGUGAGUCAGAGUGAGUGUAAGGAGGCGCAACAAGAACAUCAAGCUCUGCUUGAGUGGAAGAAAGAAAAGGAGGUCUUGAUUAAUGAAACUGAAGCAGUGCAAAAGGAACUCACUGACAAAAUUAACAACUCGGAGAAGAGUCUCAUUUCGUUGAAGGAGGCUAAUGAAGAACUUAAGAAGCAGCACAUGAGUGUUGAGGACGAUAAGGCCGUUUUGUCUGCUCGCAUCGAUUCCCUGAAGGGUGAACUCCUCAACAAGAGCACAGAGUUGGAGCAGAGAGAGCAUGAGAGCAAUCAGCUGAAGUCUCAACUCUGUGAGGCUGGACAGAAACACGCCAAAGAUCUGGAGAAUGUUGGUAUGCAAGUGGCACAACUCGAAGCUCAGGUCAAAGAUCUGGAGUUGCGGCUGCAAAAGGAAAUGACUCGAGCAGAACAAGCCGAGAAGACGCACCGAGAGCUGCAGGAUGAGCAUCAGACCGUCUGUGACCUGGUCCACUCCAAGGACCAGCUGGUCGAGCUGCGCCAGGCUGAGAUCAACCAGCUGAGAGAGAGUCUCGAGGAGUCCACUGCGCAACAAGAGGAGCAAAACCUCAGAUUGGCAGAAGAGAGGGAAGCGUUGCUGAGGCAAUGUGCGGAGAGGGUUUCAGCAAAGGCUGGAGAGUUGGCAGACAUCAAGUUUAAGUUGGAAGAGACUCAGCGAGAGGUGCAGCUCAUCGAAAACCAGGUCAAUUCCUCGAAAGAGACCCUUCAGCAACAUGAGCAAAUGGAAGCUGAGGUGCUUGAACAACUUAAGUUCCUGGCAGCAUGCGAAGAGGUUCACAAAAAGAUGUUGGAUAAAAAAUGUGAAGAUCUCCAAUUGUGUGAAGAGAAGCUAAAGGACCAGGCAUGCCAGGCAGAAGAGAAGGAGAAGCAGCUUAGAGAGGCUGAAGCUCAGAUUUCAUCUGUGGAGAAACAAAAGGUUGAGCUGGCCAAUGCAGCAGAAGAGAUGAAAAAAGAGGCAGAGAUCCUCCAACAUGCUCAGAUGGAGAAGAUCAACCAUCUUAUGGAGCAGAUAUCUUCCUUUGAAGAAAAAGUAGCUUCGAACACAGAUGCAGCAGAGAAGCUUCCAGUCUUGAAGAAUGAGCUAGAUAUGAUCAACCAAUCCCACACUGACCUUAAAAAGUCUCUAGAAGCUCUUGAGAAGAAUCACUCAUCCACAAUUGAAAUCAAGACAAACCUAGAGAACACCCUGACUGAGAAAAGUAAUUUGGUGUCUGCUCUGGAGAAAGAGGUAAAAGAUCUGACCGAGAAGAUGAUUAAAGAGUCACAGAGUCAAGUUUCAGAGAUUGAAAACUUCCUCAACAAAGAGAAUAGCUUGAAAGAGCAGCUCAAAACAUCCAAGCAAUCAGUUGCUUCUUCUAAAUCCGAAUUGAGUGUGUGUCGAGUGGAGAUAAAGACCAUGAAGACGACUCUGUCUGCUGCUUCACACGGCUUAGAAGAGAGAGACGGCACGAUAAAGAGUCUGAAAGAGAAGCUGAAUAAAGCGGAGGCAGAGCAGGUCAAAUCCUCAGAUCUACUGAAGGAGAAGAUGGUCGCCAUGAACAAAAUCAAGGUACAGCUGGAGAUGCUGCAAAUGGACCUGGAGGACAACGAGUCAACCAUGAACUCUUUUGACAGUCAGGCUGAGGGGUUAAAGGCGACGAUAGAGGCACUGGAGGUGCAGCUUGCUCAGAACCACACCCAGAUGACCGAUAUGGAGGACAGGCUGGAGGACAGCAAAUCCCAGGUAUCUGUCCUGGAAUCCCGCUUAGAUGAGGUCCAAUCCCAGAACUCUCUGCUGGAGACACAGUAUGUCACAGCAAAGGAGGAGCUUUUGGAGAGGAGCUGUGAAAUUUCUCGUCUAGAGGAGGACUCUGUCAAGCGAAACCAGCUGGAGGAGAGUGUGGCUGAAUUAGAGACUAAACUCAGUCAGAUCACAGAGGAAAAUACCAGGUUAGAGACGACUCUCAGGCAGAUAAACAAAGACAAAGAGAAGUAUCGCAACCAGUUCCUUCAGGAGAAAAACAGUCUUGAAGCUGAACGGAAACAGUUGACAGAUGAAAGAAAACAAAUUGAGAAUGAAAUAAUUAAAGUCACUGCAGAGAAGAAACAACUAGAAGCCAGUUUAGACAAACUAUCUGAAGAGAACAAGCAACUGCAUUCAAAUGUUGAGCAGUUAACAGAAGACAAGCAGCAAACAGAAGCAGAGAUCGAUAGAGUAGCUGCUGAGAAACUAGAAGCUGAAUCAACGGUUGGUCAAGUCACUGAGGAGAAAGCACAGCUAGAUUUUGCUCUCAGUCUGAUAAAUGAGGAGAAAACCAAACUUGAAGCUGAACUCAGUGAAUUAACUGCUGAGAAAAAGGCUUUGGUUUCCAACUUGACUCAAGUUGUUGAGGAGAAGCUUCAGCUGGAUACGAGCUAUAAUCGGCUGACUGAAGAGAACAUCCAGCAACAGUCGAGUGUGAAUCAAGUAACUGAAGAGAAGCUGCAGCUACGUGAAAGCAGUCAGAGGCUUGAGAAUGAGAUGGCUUCACUUAAAGAGGAAUACGAGUGCAUCCAGUACUCGCUCCAGGCCUCAGAGCAGGAGCAGCAGAGGCUGAAGGAGCAGCUCGAGAUGAGGGACGUGAAGAAUGAGGAGGAGAACAGAGAAAGGAGCCUCCAGUUUGAGGCAGAGCAGGCCAAACUGCAUGAGAAGCUGGUGGCUUUACAGGAGGAGCUGACCGUGUUCAGACAAAAGUACGAGUCACUGCUGGAGCAGGUGGGACAGCAACACAGCAUCAUACAGCACCUCACAGAAACACAGACGCCAGAAGAGAACAUCAGCCACAUCGAGCCUGAGGAGCCAGAAACUGAUGGUGAGUCAGCAGGACAGAUUCUUGAUUCAAGUACAAAUACUAAGUCUCCUAAUGAAAAGGAGGAGCAGAACUCGAUGGUGUUUGGCCUAGAGGAGCUUUUCCAUGAGUCUGACGAUUCUUUCUGUGAGACAAAGUUGGUCUUCAAGGAGGACGUCACUGAGCAAGAGCUGAUCCAGGAACAGAUUGAGGGGCAGAGGCAGGCAAGUGUUGCUGAUGAACAGGAAAUGAGGAGUGAUGAGGAGGAGCAGCCCUUGGAUCAGGUUCCUCGUAACAGCAGCUGUCCCAGAGAUGUUAUUGACGAUGAACCUGAAGUUUGUGAAAUGUCUCGACCCAUCUCUACGACAAAAGAAUUCAACUCCUGUGAUUCGUCCCAGGGACAAGAUGACAUCCCGUAUAAGGAAGUGAUCACAAAACAAGAAAAUGAGCUCCAGACCUUGCGCUCAGAGUGUGACCUCCUGAGCUCUGAACUGACACUGAGAAAGGAGCUGACAUCUGAACUGGAAGUCCAAGUUACAAACUUGGAAAAGAAAGUCAAUGCUGCAGAGGAGGAAGCACAUGGUGCAGCACAUAAACUGAAUGCUGCUAUGAAGGAGAAGAAAGAUCUUGCUAAGCAGCUGGCGCAACUGUCAGAGGAGCGAGAGACAUUGGCUCUACAGCUACACACAUCUAAAUGCCAACUGGCUGAUGUUAUGGAGAUGCUGGAAGGACUGGAAAUGGCCAAAGGUGGAUGGGAUGAAAAGUUCUUUCAGCAGGAGAGCGAGUUGAAGAGGGUUCGAUCUGAGAAAGCAAAUCUGGAGCAGCACAUCCUGGGCAUGGAGUCUGAGCUGGAGACCCUGCAGGAGGAGAGGACCAGACUGAAGGAUGAGAUGGAGACGCAGAGGAGGACGUGUUCCGGCAUGGAGCAGCAGAGAGAAACACUCCUGACAGAGACAAGCCAACUGAGAUCUGAGCUUGUGUCCUGCUCUGAGGAGCGAGAUGAGCUGAACCAGUCUUUGGGGCAAUGGCGAGAAAAGGUUCACAGUCUGGAGAAGACAAACUGUGACACCAGGCACUUAAUUUCCAUCCUGGAGGAUGACAUCAGAGCAGGGAGGAAGGAGUACGAAGCUCUGCAAGGCAGCACAGAGAAACUGAAGACAGAGAGGCAACAGCUGUUGGAGCAGAUUACGGGGCAGGAGCAGGCGAUCUCUCAACAGAGUGGAGAAAGGGAGAACCUUAUCGACCAUCUUAACCAGAUCCAGGAAGACCACACCUCUGCCAAUCAAAACACUGAGUCCAUGGUCAGCAAGAUACAGGCUUUAGAGGGAGAAGUCAGUCGUAUAACACAGUCUCUAGAGUCGUCUCUCCUGGAGAAAGGAGAGAUGGCCUCUCGUCUGAACUCCACACAAGGUGAGGUCCAGCAGAUGAGAACUGGCAUUGAAAAGCUUCAGGUCCGCAUUGAGUCAGACGAGAGAAGGAAAAAGAAGAUGGGAGAGCUGCUCAAAGAUGCCCAGAGGAAGUCCGACUCACUGCAGGAUUCCAUUGAUGCUCUGGAACGGGAGAAGGAAGAUUUAGAGCAAAGUCUGGAGGAAGCAUUUCUACAGGUUGAGACAACCAAAGCUGAGCUGGAGGAGGAGAGACGAGAGGUGGAGGAGGAGAAGAGAAACCUCACCGAGAAACUAUCAGAUCUCUCAACCAUGCUGGAAAACCUGAGAUCUGAGAAAGAACAAUUGGAGAGAGAGCUGGACACCAAAAACAGAGAGAUAGAGGAGUUGAAGGCAGCUAAGGAGGAGCUUGAAAGAGGAUUGGCGGAGGCAGAAGUGGAUAGAAAACAGGAAGAGGAGAGACGGAAAUGCAUGGUAGAGCUCGAGAAAGGGAUGAGAGAGGAAGCAGAGAGGCAAAGCAGACACGUAGAUGACCUCCAAGCGCAGCUGGAAGCCUCUAAGCAGAGAGAGAUCUCACUCGAACAAACAAGUGCAGAGACAGAGGGUGAGAAAGAUAGGGUGCAGUUCCUGUUGGUAGAGAUGGAGAAAGAGAGAAAUUGCCUCCAGAGUUCUCUGGAGGACGAGCAGACUGAAGGAGAGAGACUCCGCUCCCGGCGAGAUGAAUGGCGAAAAGAGAGAGAGGACCUGAGCACCUGUAUUGAGACCUUGGAAGAACAAAUUAAAGAGUUGAAAAUGUUUAUAAAAGCCAAAGAAGAAGAGAUGGCAACCCUGGAAAAGGAAAGGGAGGAUGAAGUCGAUCAGAGACAAGCCUCAGUAAACUCCAUCUCAUCUGUUAUGGCAGAGAAAGAACAGAUAGAAGGAGAAAAGGGACGAUUGGUGGAGGAAAAAGAGAAACUGCAGUCUACCUUAUUAACAGUGGAAGAAGAGAGAGAUAACCUGCUUUGCUCUCUUGAAUCUGUGGAAGAAGAGAAACAAAGACUUGAGCAAGACAGGGAGAGAAUCACUGAUGAGAGAGAAAAGCUUCAAUCUCAGCUUUCUUUGAUAGAAAAUGAGAAACACAGCCUGCAACAGACUCUGUCUCCACUCAAGCAAGAGAAGGAACAAUUAGAGGAGGAGAAACAGAAGUUAGACGUUGAAUUGCAGUCAUCCCUUACUUUGAUUGAAGUAGAGAAGGAGAAGCUGUGCUCUGCUCUUUCUGCACUGGAAGAAGAGAAGCAAAGAGCAGAGAGAGAGAGACAGAAACUUGCAGAAGAACAAGAGAGCCUUCAGUCUGCUGUUGCCUCUAUGGAAAAAGAUCUGGAAACCCACAACUUGUCCAUUGUACAGUUAAAUGAGCAGGUGUCGGUGCUGACAUCCCGGGCUACUCGUCUGUCCAAAGAGAGAGACUCUGCUCAGAGCAAGAUGAAUCUUUGGAUGAAAAACUGCAAACAGCUGGAGCAGGAAAAGCAAAUGAUGUUAAACAGCUCAGGAGAUGCUAAGAGCUGUGAGGAAGUGCAGCCAGAGAUAAACCCACUGAAGAUCGUGUCACAGGACAAAACCAAGGAUGUGGAGGAACUUAAAGCUGCCCUUGAUGGAAAGAAGAGGGAAUUAGAAGAGAAGGAUAAAGAGCUGGAGGAGAUCAAGAGUGAGCUGGAUGAAGUGAAGACACUCCUGGAGGAGAAGAGCACUGAGGCCGAUGAGAGCAUGGAUAAAUACUGCACUCUGAUGGUCGAGGUCCACAAACUGGAGGAGACCAACAAUACACUCACAACACGACUCGAACAGAUUACUUUCAGCCAACGUGCUAAUGAAGCCAAUGCCCACUCGAGCACAGCUGGUAGUACUCGCUCCCGGCGGUCAGGUAGGAAGUCUUCCUCCAAACACGACGAAGAAAAGAUGCACAAGGACAUUGAGAACACGGCUCCCUUGACGCCUCAGAGGUCUCCUCAUGGGUCACUCGCAGGGAAGCGGGGUCGCCGUGAUGUCAGCGAUAAAGACAGCGCCCAGGAGGCCCUGCACAACCUGACAAAGAAGAUCAAGGCCAACGCAGUGGCUACACCCAAAGCAGGAAGUGAGCAGCAGGAGGAUGAGUUCAGGCCGGAGGGACUUCCUGAGCUGGUGCAGAGAGGCUUUGCUGAUAUUCCCCUGGGAGAGAAGAGUCCAUUCAUCAUGAGGAGAACCACAGUGAAGCGCUGCAGCCCACGGCUGGUUGCCAGAAGGACCGGUCCUGUAUCUUCACCUGACGGCAAGAGUGCGUCUGCAGACAGCUCUGUCGGGAAGCGUCUUUCCCUGAGCGGCGAAGAGAAACCAGAGCAGAAAGAGACGCCACAAGCAGACAACUGUCAUGUUCAGUAGAUCAAUGUACACACAAUCGCACACAUUCUUGCACUUUGUAAAUACAUACACACAAAUAAAUACACAAAAGGUUAACACACUGUUUUUAAAUUUAAAAGUAGAGACACUUAUUUUAAACGUGUGUGGGUGGUAGUAGACUGGGUUUGGUUUAUUGUUGCAUUAUGUAAGUUCAUAUCCUCACAUAGAUAUAAAUACAAGUAUGUGUGUUGAAUCACUUUGAUGCAGCACUGCCACAGCUACCAAGUGAGAUGAAGACAGGUUUAAAAACAUCCAGGUCCUGAAACAUAUUUCCAGAAUGCAAAUGAAGCCGCCAUUGUUUUGUGAUCCUCUGAAUGUAUCUUCAUCUUCACCUUGUUCUGGUCUCUUUGUUUAUCUUCACCUCCGACUCACUGGUUGGAUAUUUUUUCUGUUAUUUACUGUUCCUGUUUUCUUGGUUUGUGAGAAAUGUAUUGAAACAUGUACGUUACAGAACUAAUGACUGCUAAUGCAUCCUGCAGCAUAUCCGCUAAAUACUAAUGGCAGCUAAGUUUGUGUAGAUGUUCUGCUUUCACUGUUUCAUAUUUUCUAUAUAUUUUAACUGUUUUAGUCAUGAAGCAUAAAUCUGCUAAAACAUUCUAGUUAUGGCAUGUUUCUGUUUUAAAAGCUUUCA